Messenger RNA from Rhinichthys klamathensis goyatoka, 2990 nucleotides. Its product is annotated as thrombospondin type-1 domain-containing protein 4-like. Gene Ontology annotation, cellular component: extracellular matrix. Lineage: Eukaryota; Metazoa; Chordata; Actinopteri; Cypriniformes; Leuciscidae. The transcript has 18 exons. Gene Ontology annotation, biological process: extracellular matrix organization. Gene Ontology annotation, molecular function: metalloendopeptidase activity. The record is from RefSeq and is a predicted model, not a curated record. Bases 263 to 2911 code for a protein of 882 amino acids.
UGGCGCGCCGCGCGCUCUCACUCCGUUUCUAACCGAGCGCUUGGUUUCUUCACGGAUGUUUGUGUGACGGAGAAACUUUCACAGGACUGGGAACUCAGCAUCUGAAUACGGCUGACAGUUAUUGAUGAUGGAGAUUACUGGUAAUGAGCGACGCGCGAGCUGCCGGAAUAUUGCGCGCGCUGGAUCACGCGCGUCAGGGCGCGUCACACAUCAACACUUUCUCCAUUAGAACAGCUGGAGCUCAACGGGUGCAGUCUUCAGUAUGAGAGCCGCUCUGAGCAUCAGUGUCGCUGUGAUCCUGUGGCCGAUCUUCAUUUGUCUUCACACACACACUCAGAGGAAGAUCCGGUCGGAUCCGCUGACUGGUUCUGACGGGUCGAGGUCGAGGUCGUGGAGCUCCUGGGGUUCGUGGGGUUCGUGUUCGCUCUCCUGCGGUGGAGGAGUUCAGGAACGGAUCAGGAUCUGUCGGGUCGCUCCCAGCGGAUCAGCGCCGGGCCAGCAGAGACCGCAGAGCCUCAGGCAUGGAUGGAGACAAGCGAACCGUGGCAUCAGUGCAGGGACGUACGGAUACGGCAGGACUUCAUACGUAACGCCUCUACUGAAGGAUUCUGGCCGAACAGCCCAAAACACACGGAGACGAUCGGCAUUAGACGUCCCUCUCCAGAGUUACAGGACUCAGGGUAGAACCGUCCAUCUGAACCGGCGCGCUCACACACCGGCAGCGCAGAACCGGCCGUACGACGCGGUCCCGAACGCCUCCUGCCCCGGAGCCCAGAACCAGCACAAGAUCUGCAAUGCCACGGCCUGUCCGUCAUCCAGCAGACCAAUCAGAGACGUGCAGUGCUCCUCCUUCAACACGCAGCUCUUCAUGGGGAGACUGUACCAGUGGGAACCUUUCCACGACGUGUCGAGUGAUCAGGGCUGUGAGCUGAACUGUCGGGCCGUCGGCUUCAGGUUCUACGUCCGUCAGUCGGGGCGAGUCGUCGACGGGACGCCCUGUGGACACGACGGGACAUCGGUGUGUGUGGCGGGAAAGUGUCAGAGCGCCGGCUGCGACGACCUGUUGGGUUCUGGGAAGGUUCCUGAUAAAUGUGGCGUGUGUGGAGGGGAUAACAGCGCAUGUAAGCUCGUCUCGGGCCUGUUUCAACACAGCCUGGCCAAAGUGGGCUAUCACAAGAUCGUGGAGAUUCCACCGGGAGCCACCAAAAUAAACGUCACGGAGAUGGUGAAGAGCAGGAACUAUCUGGCUCUGCUCAGUCGGUCUGGCCGAUCCAUUAUUAAUGGAAACUGGGCCAUCGACCGUCCAGGAAUGUACGAGGGAGUGGGAACGAUGUUCAUGUACCGGCGGCCCAAUGAGAUCAGCAGCAGAAGCGGAGAGUCGCUCCUGGCCGACGGCCCGACCAAUGAGAUCCUGGAUGUGUAUAUGAUCUACCAGCAACCCAAUCCAGGCGUCCAUUACGAGUUCCUGAUGCCGUCAGAGAACGCAGUCGAUGCCCAGCGUCCGGAAGAGACCCGGCUGGACGUAAAUGUUGUGAACGGUCAGACGGGCUCUGAUGCGAACGGCCGGUCGACCCUGGAGGGUCACGAGGGGUCAGGGGUCAAGUAUCCCCCCCCCAUCCCGGAUAAUCAGCUUCCCGAAGCUCCGCCUUCAAAGCGAGUCCGGGAGUAUAACUGGAAGCUCAGCGGCUCCACCGACUGCAGCGCCUCCUGUGGCAGAGGUAGCAGGUACUCCGUGUUCGUCUGCGUUCAUCGGGUCACUCACACACACGUGCCGAUCGGUCUGUGUGACGGCAACACCAAACCCAGCGCUCAGGAGGAGCCCUGCAACGUCCAGCCCUGUCCCGCUUUCUGGGACGUCGGCGAGUGGUCGGAGUGCAGUAAGACAUGUGGUUUGGGUCUUCAGCAUCGCCAGGUCUUGUGUCGUCAGGUGUACGCCAACCGCACGCUGAACACACACUCCAGCCGAUGCCACGCGGAGCGGCCCGAGACCAGCAGCACCUGCCAGCUGAAGAUCUGCAGCGAGUGGCAGAUCCGCUCCGACUGGAGUCCCUGUUCUGUGCCCUGCGGCGUGGGUCAGAGGUCACGUGAGGUGCACUGUGUCAGUAAUGUUGGUGAUAUCGUGGCAGACGACGAGUGCAACAUGAAACUGCGUCCCAGUGACGUGGAAAACUGUGACGCGGGUCCGUGUUCGAAGAGCUGGUUCUUCAGCGAGUGGAGCGCUCAGUGCUCUGCGGACUGUGGCGUGGGUCUGCGGACUCGCAGUGUAGUGUGUCUCAGCGAUCACACCAGCGCUCUGCCUCUGGAGGGCUGCGGGUCCGAGCGGCCGGGCGAGACUCAGUCCUGCAACAGCGGCCCCUGUGAGAGCCACACCGAGUGGGUCACCGGGCCCUGGACUCAGUGCUCAGCGGAGUGUGGCGUGGGCAGUCAGCACAGGGCAGUGGUGUGUCUGAUGAGCUCAGACGAGGGUUUCUCAGUGAUGCCGGCGUUCGAGUGUUCGUCUCUGGACCGACCGAUCAGCCAGAAGAACUGCUUCGUCAAAACCUGCGCAGCAAAGUGGUUCCACACCGAAUGGAGCGAGUGCUCUAAGUCGUGUGAGUCCGGUUACCGAGUGCGAGAGGUGCGCUGUCUCUCUGACGAUCACAUGACCAGCAGUCUCUCUGACGAUCACAUGACCAGCAGUCGCUCUGACGAUCACAUGACCAGCAGUGACCUCUGUGAGCAAACACUGAAGCCACAUGAGAGGGAGGAGUGUAACCCUGAGCCCUGCCUUCCUCUGAUUGAUGAAAAGUGUCGUGAUAAAUACUUCAACUGUAACGUGGUGGUCCAGGCCCGGCUCUGCGUGUACGACUACUACCAGACGGCGUGUUGCGUGUCGUGCCGGCGCGCGGAGAACACGAGGCGUCGGUCAUGAGCACACCACCGUCUCACACACACGGGUCCCUGCCGGAGCGAGAGACACUGCACACACACCGCUCCGGAGAACGAGCCGG